Messenger RNA from Candidula unifasciata, 481 nucleotides. The record is from the annotation of a GenBank genome assembly. NCBI's taxonomy places the organism in Eukaryota, Metazoa, Mollusca, Gastropoda, Stylommatophora, Geomitridae.
GCGAGCUGCAUGUCCCAUUGGAAGUGUGUGGUGCGGUCGUCAAGAGAGAACUUGACUUCUGGCAAAUCAACGAGCUGGAGAUCAAGGCGUGUUGCUGGCGGCAUUACCGAUCGUACAUUGAAAACCAGAACAUUCUAGACUCUUUUAAUCACAGCUUGUUGAGUCAGGCGGUCGAAGUGGAUUUAAACGCUCUCACCGGAUGGCCUAGAAUCCAGUGGAAGGUUUGGCUGAUCCUUGAGUAUCCACGGACAUCCAAACCGGCAAUGGUUUAUGGAGUGGCCUCAUUCCUAUUCGUGGUAACAUCGAUCGCCGGCUUCUGCCUGGAGACGUUGCCUGAACUCCGGCCACAAUUUCACAACGACACUACAGCCUGCGAGGGCGAACAUCCGGUGGAGCUUGGUCGGGCCAUGACAGCCCACGAAGCACUAACAAUUGUUGAUAUCAUCUGUACUGUAUUUUUCACUCUCGAGCUUAUACUCAG